Impatiens glandulifera is the source of this 2331-nucleotide messenger RNA. Its product is annotated as ELF3-like protein 2. Lineage: Eukaryota; Viridiplantae; Streptophyta; Magnoliopsida; Ericales; Balsaminaceae. The transcript has 4 exons. Gene Ontology annotation, biological process: regulation of photoperiodism, flowering. The record is from RefSeq and is a predicted model, not a curated record. Bases 385 to 1929 code for a protein of 514 amino acids.
CCUAACAAAGACUAAUCUUUUAUGCAAAUACAUUCAAGUAUUUGAUACAAUUUGGUUCAAGUUUGUUCUCUGCAUCGUCUUCCACAAUUUGCUUCAAAUUCCAUGAAUUCAAUGCCUAUUUUCAAUCAAUUUUAUUGAAAAAGUUACCUAAUUGUUUGAUUGGCUUAGAAGGGCGGUUUCUAAAUUUGGAUAUUUCGAGUCUUGUCCACUUCCGAUUCCCUGCCGAUAUUCUCUGCUCUGCUCUUCUGGGUCGGUGUAAUUUGGUUUCUACUGCACUCGGUGAGUCGGUUUGAGCUCAAUUUCAUGUAUUUGUAACCUUCAUUUGAACAGAAGAACAUAGAAGAAAAUAAGAUAAGCUAAACAGAAAAGAGAGAGAAAGUGAGAAUGAAGAAAGGAAAACAUGUCGAGAAACCUGUCGGGCCUAUGUUUCCUAGGCUACAUGUUAACGAUACAGAGAAAGGAGGUCCUCGAGCUCCUCCGAGGAACAAGAUGGCUUUGUAUGAACAGUUUAGCAUCCCUUCUCAAAGACAACAACAACCGACUUCUACAAUUCCCCCGCCACGAAACCCUAAUAAUUCAACGGAUCUAGGUCUUCAAGCAUCGUCUAGCAGGGGAACGGGUGGUCAUGAGAAGUCUAGUUCUGUGUAUACUGAAUUCAGCAUGUCAUCAACACCAAAACCCGAUCCAAAGCCAAUUCCGAAAAAAGAUGAAGAUGAUUUUGCAGUUCCUGUUUUUGUUCAUUCGAUGAAAUUUCAAGAUCCACGCAGGAAACAUGUAUGUAAUGACUCGAGAUUCAAAGUGGAUGCAGUGAAUAAGGAGAACCCGAACCCGCGUGUGGGUGUUCUGAAUACCGAGAAAAGAGUACAGACAAGUGACCUUAAUUUGAAUGAAUCUAGGGUUUAUUCGAAUAUGGUUAACAGUAAAUGCACAAAUGCUUCAGAUGAGUUUAUCAGUUGUAUGGAUACCGGUUACACUUCUCAACCUAGGGUUGAUUUAUCCUUGAAGGAACAGGGACAUGUGGAUGAGAUCUCGGAGAAUACUAUAGUCGAUUCCAUAGCUGUAUCGGAGUUAUCCCCUGAUGAUGUUGUUACAAUGCUUGGUCAGAAAUGUUUUUGGAGAGCUCGAAAACAACUAGUUAAUCAGCAAAGGCUAUUCGCACUUCAAAUAUUUGAGUUGCAUCGAUUGGUAACGGUCCAGAAGUUGCUCGCUGGUUCACCUCAAAUCUUAUUACAAGGCGACAAAACAUCUUCCGAAAAACUUACACUAGACUUAGCCAUAAAACCUUCUACUACCCAAACACCAAAACCAAAAGAAGCCAAUGUCGAACCUCUCGAGCAGAUAGAACACUCGAUGGUUGGGAAAACCAACCCCUCUACAUCGCUGAACCACCCCCACCCCCCGAUUCAACCUCCCCCUAAUAACAACACACAAAUCCUUGGAACCGCUCCAGAAACAAUCCCCGGUAUGCACCCCUGGCCAUAUUAUCAAACUGCUGAACACUUUUUCGUCCCUGAGAUGUCUCCUUCUGAAGGAUUCAUAUUCAAAGCCUACCCUAUCACCGAUUUUAUGGGUCCUGUCCCUCAUAAUAAUAAUAAUAUCCCUCCUCACCCAAUCGGAUAUUUUCCACAGUUUGGAAUUUCUACCAUGAAUCAAACCCUAAUCGGACAAACACAACCAACAAAUCCUUUCUAUCCACCGAAUGGGGCCCACAUAUCGAUGACUUCAAGGGGAAGCGAGUUGCUACAACAAGUGAGUACAGCUAGUAGUCCAAGCGUGCAAGCGAGCGAUGGAAGAAACGGAAACACUCUUCCUCUCUUCCCAACAGUAUCAACUACAACUAAGGUUAUCAAAGUGGUGCCUCAUAACGCAACAACCGCGUCGGAAUCUGUUGCCAGGAUCUUUCAGUCGAUUCAGGAAGGUAGGAAGUGAAGUUCGAUCCUUAAUGGUCCUUAAUAGUCAGGAAGGUAGGAAGUGAAGUGAAGCUCGAUCCUUAAUGGUCCUUAAUAGUCAGGAAGGUAGGAAGUGAAACUCAAUCCUUAAUAGUCAGGAAGGUAGGAAGUGAAACUCGAUCCUUAAUGGUUCCUUAAUGGUUCCUUAAUAGUAUGUUCGCGAAACUUAUGAUGGUGUCUCUCCGGUUCUAUUUUGUUGUUGUUACUUUUCAAUGUUUUCCUUUCGUGCGACUUCGGUUACACUUGUGUUGUGUAUGUAUAUAUAUGUGUUGCAAUUACUGCUUUUGGUGGUGACAAAUCUGAGUAGAGAAACUACAUGAGAAGAAGAGGGAGUUUAUUGUAAUAGAUAAAGAAGUUAGUUAAUUAGUUUAUCUUGUAUUUU